UAUCAUCUUUCUCUAAAAGUCAUUCAGUCUCCAUUGCUACAGAGUACAGAGUGAAUCAUGGCAAACGCUCUCAUCUCCGGUGUUGUGAAUCAGCUGUUCAUCAUCAUCAAGGACCAAGCCCAGGAGCUAAGAGCAGUGUUGGGUGUGGAGAAGGAGAUAAAAAACCUCUCCUCAAAGCUCAACAAAAUCAGGGAGGUGUUGGAUGAUGCAGAGAGGAGAAGCUUCAGGGAAAAGGGCGUCAAGCUCUGGGUGGAAGAGAUCCAAGACUUCUGCUACGAUGUGGAAGAUGUUCUGGACGAGUGGAGCACCAGAAGUCGCAGACAACAGAUGGAGAGGUCGUCCCAGAUUGCAGCAGGAAGCUGUAGCUCUUUCCUGCCAGCAGCGUCUUCAUGUUUUCAUUUAAAAAGGGUUGUUAUGCAUCGAGACAUUGCCAAGAAAAUAAAGGAACUUGAUUCCAGACUUGAUCAGAUUAUGAAAGACAAAGAUGUGUACAAUUUUGUUGCUGUAACACACACACACAUUUCUGGUCAAGAAUCGAAGCGAGUGCCCACUACUUCGUUUGUGGAUGCAUCAGAGAUUCAAGGUCGGGAUAUUGAUGCCAGUGAUGUGAUAAGAGUGUUGGUGAAAGAUGACUAAGGAGAAGAAGCAACAAGAAAUGGUC
This is a messenger RNA of Ipomoea nil (Japanese morning glory), 661 nucleotides long. Its product is annotated as putative disease resistance protein RGA3. Bases 58 to 636 code for a protein of 192 amino acids. Lineage: Eukaryota; Viridiplantae; Streptophyta; Magnoliopsida; Solanales; Convolvulaceae. The record is from RefSeq and is a predicted model, not a curated record. The transcript is spliced from 2 exons.